This is a messenger RNA of Colossoma macropomum (tambaqui), 2464 nucleotides long. It is a transcript of the gene entr1, whose product is annotated as endosome associated trafficking regulator 1. Bases 352 to 1398 code for a protein of 348 amino acids. Lineage: Eukaryota; Metazoa; Chordata; Actinopteri; Characiformes; Serrasalmidae. Gene Ontology annotation, cellular component: centrosome; recycling endosome; ciliary basal body. The transcript is spliced from 8 exons. Gene Ontology annotation, biological process: positive regulation of cilium assembly; positive regulation of protein localization to cilium; regulation of cytokinesis. The record is from RefSeq and is a predicted model, not a curated record.
GUCAGGGAAGAACACCAUCACACUGAAAGUGAAGAGUAUGUUCAGUUAGGCAAAGUUUUAUGGUUGUAGUUUAUUUUAGACAGAAGUCUGAACCCGACACUGGAGCCCGUCUAGGAGCGCAGCAGAGAGAUCAUUUAGUGGACAGUGUUUUGGUUGACAAGCCGUCAGUAUUUCUCUGUUGUAGGAACUGAGCAGGAAAGUCUCCGUGUUGCUGCAGCUCGGAUAACUAAAUUCACUCGGACAGUGACGGACAGCGAAGGAGGAGCUGCGGAAAUGUGUUAAAUGUGUUAAAUGUGUUAAAUGUGUUAGUACCCGCUCUUUAUUCCUGUAAAUUACCUCUCCAAACCAAAUAUGGCCAAACACAAAACAUCCAAGAAAAUGCUCAUCAUUGAGGAUGAUGACCCUGUAGAGGAGCCAAAAGAGGGUGGGGAUGAACUGAACCCCUUCUCUUUUAAAGAAUUCAUACGGAGCAAAAAUCAACAGUUCAGCACCACUGAUGGCCUUGAGAAAACAUAUGGCAGUGCCUGUCAAGCAAAGGACGAAUAUAACUACCCCAGAGGCCUCGACCACAGACAUAAGGGUCAGUUUUUCACAGAUCCUUCAUUGCUUGGUCAGUCCUUUGAUAACGAACCUGAUGAUGAGUGGACUGAAAGUUAUCAGCCCUCAGCAGUUGAAGAGGCGCACGAGUUAGGACUGUGUGGCACAUUGAAAAGCGGUGCUUACCUGGAUCACUCAUUACUGUCCAACGAAGACAAGGAUGACACGGAAAAUGAGUGGGCGCUAGACGAGGGCUUCUCACCAGAGACUCAUUUCCACAGGAGAAGCACUGGCAGCUAUGAAGGAGAUGAGGAGACAUCAGUCAUUGAUAUCUCUUACCACACUAAAAAAAGCAGUGCAGAGAAUGGGGUUAGGGACCAGCAAAAGCUGAGAGAAGAAAAUUCUCAACUUAGGAAACAAAUCAAAGAACUGAUAAGGAAGUCAGAGGCUGACUCUACAAAGAUCAGACAACUCACAGAUGAGUUACACAACCGAAAGUUGCAAGAGGAGAGAGAAGCCAAAGCCUUAGAGACAAUGGUGCAAUCUGUGGAACAAAACCUUCAGCUAAUGACGAAACGGGCUGUUAAAGCUGAGAACAAUUUAUCUAAAUUGAAGCAAGAGGUCCAGCAACUCCAGAACCAGCUAGAGGGAUACAAAUGUGAAAAUGAGCGGCUUCGAGCAGGAGAAACUGCUGCCUUAUCCACAAUGAGGCACAAUGCACAAAUGGCAUCAGAAUACCUGAACAAAGCGGCCAAAGAUGCAGAGACUUCCAUUAAGCAGUUGCUGACAGGAAGAGAGACUUUAUGUCUCGUAUCACAACUGCUGGGUUCCAUUGACAAGAUCACAGAGAUUCCAAAAUAACAUUGUUAUAUAUCAGUGUGUUGUGCCUUUGUUCAUCUCACUUAAUGUUUUCUCUCUUUUUUUGGCUUUUGCACACAAUCAGAUGUCUUUCACAUAUACUGAGUAAUAGUUGUUACAAUCAGAGUGUUAUUCUCUUUUGCAGUUAUACUAUUAUAUUUAAUCUUUUAACAAAUUAUUUCUUUUGCCAGUUUUCUGUCCAUUUUAAGUCAGAUCUAGAGACUGUUGUAGGUCUCUAAACUGUCACUCCAGAGCACCACCAGUCUGUUCAGGUGAAAGCUCAUGUAUGCUUUCCUCUUAUAUGGAUGCAAAAUCUUUUCAGAUUUGAAACAACAUUGUUAAACGGUUCAGUUCCCCUGGAAGAGAACACUAGCUGCUUACAUGGACACAGGAAAGUUGAACCCUGUUAUUCUUUCCCGCUAAAGCCAGUCAGCCUAUUGCACAUAUAAGGAGAGCAUAUGUCACAACUGGGAUUGUGAUCCCAGUCCAAACAUCAUAUUAAUAUUGAUGUUUCACAUGCACCUCUUCACUACAGAAGUGGUAGUGAAAGGCGUUACAUUUUACCCUGUACCAAUAUUUUAUGGUAUGCUUUUAAUUAUGUUUUCAAAAUGUGUACACUUUUGAGCACAUACAUUUUGUAAUAGUAUAUUAUACUAGUGUAAUAUGCACCAAAUCAUUUAUAAAAGGUAAAACACCAUUAAUACAUUUGGCAAGUUAACGCCACCUAUAUUGAUAUUAACAGGACUUUUUUCUUUCCCUGGAUGCUUUUAUACAUUGAUAAGUUUUGUUUUCAGUGUAUGCACUGUAUGCACGUUGCACUUCUAAUAGAUCAAGAAGUCAUAAAAAACAUCAAAUACAUUUUGCUGUGUUGUGAUUUUAUUUUAUCUUCUUGUACCCACUUACACUCUUUUAUAUCCUUGUGAUUUUGAUGACAAUAUUGUACUAAUUUAAUAACGGAGAUUAGUGGAAUUUAUUCUGUGUUUUUAGUCAUGUGUUUAUGUAUUUCGAUUUUUUUAGAAAUACUAUUUUCAAAUGAAAUGCUGUUAAGACUGAUGAAUAAAUGUAUAAA